Episyrphus balteatus (marmalade hoverfly) is the source of this 802-nucleotide messenger RNA. RefSeq names its product glycine-rich selenoprotein-like. The record is from RefSeq and is a predicted model, not a curated record. The transcript is spliced from 3 exons. Gene Ontology annotation, biological process: endoplasmic reticulum calcium ion homeostasis; calcium ion transport. Gene Ontology annotation, cellular component: endoplasmic reticulum membrane; Golgi apparatus. The coding region runs from base 139 to 435 and encodes 98 amino acids. Lineage: Eukaryota; Metazoa; Arthropoda; Insecta; Diptera; Syrphidae.
UCAAUUUGAUAGAACACACGUCAAAUUCCGAUUAGUCAUUUUAUUUUUCAUUAAAUUAUUAUUAUAUUUUGUUUUAUAAAAUCAAUUAAAUAAACUACAAAUUAUAAGAAAUUAAUAAUAUAAAAAUCACCAUUCAAGAUGGUGUAUAUUGGAAGAGAUGGUCAAGUGCUGGAGCGACGACCUUGGUCCAUAGAACGAGUGAUUGGCAUCUUCACCAGCUUUUUUGGCUUUGUUCUGGCAUUUUUCCGAACAUUAUUAGCUCCAUUGCUUGAUGCCCAAAACAAUGCUGGACGCAAUUGGGGAAGUGGCGGCGGUGGUGGUGGAGGAGGUGGCGGCGGUGGAGGUGGCCCCGGCCGUGGAAAUGGACCCAGACCAAAUAGAAGAAUAGGUCGAAUUAUGACCAUUCCUGAUUGUACCGUUCCUGGAGGUGGAUGAUCUCGGUAACGUGUCCAAGACAACACAAGUGUGCUUUUCUAGUCACAUUUCUUGGACACAGUCGACCAUCUUUUUGAGAUGAUUUCAGCAUUUUUAUUGCUCGCAUGACGAAAUGCUCUUAAAUCCAUCAUUGGAAGGAGUAUUUCUGAAUUUUACAUCUCAUUCAAGACGGUUUUAGUUAGUUUAAGGUUUUUCAUUUCUAUUUUCUUAGUUUCACUUUGGUCUUCUAUUAACUUUCCAGAUUUCUUUCUACUAGUUUAUUAUUAUGUGCAAUAGGCAGGCAAACUCAAGGUUACACUGUUGAGGUGUAUAAAUAAUGUACAUAAUAGGAAAUGAAAUAAAUUAAAUAUUUGUAUUCAAACUUAAA